Racocetra persica is the source of this 160-nucleotide messenger RNA. Lineage: Eukaryota; Fungi; Glomeromycota; Glomeromycetes; Diversisporales; Gigasporaceae. The record is from the annotation of a GenBank genome assembly.
AUGUUAUACAAAAAAGAAAAGUUACUAAAACGUAAGCAUAAUUCAUAUUCUAUCGAACAAAAGAAACAAGUUGUCGCCUAUGCUAAAGAAAAUAGGAGAAAUAAAGCCGCGGCAGCCUUUAAGCUUGAUCCUAGUAUGGUUGGCCGUUGGAUUAAAGCAA